Messenger RNA from Solea solea (common sole), 1125 nucleotides. Its product is annotated as C-type lectin domain family 6 member A-like. The transcript has 6 exons. Lineage: Eukaryota; Metazoa; Chordata; Actinopteri; Pleuronectiformes; Soleidae. The record is from RefSeq and is a predicted model, not a curated record. Bases 29 to 952 code for a protein of 307 amino acids. Gene Ontology annotation, biological process: biological process involved in interspecies interaction between organisms. Gene Ontology annotation, cellular component: external side of plasma membrane. Gene Ontology annotation, molecular function: fucose binding; D-mannose binding.
CUGCCUCACACAGUCAGAAGUGGAAUGAAUGCUGAGGGGGUCCUGGGGAAGAAACAUGGAUAAUUCAGAAAUUAUUUCAAAUGAAGGCAACAACACAGAUGGAACGUCUUUUCCUUAUAACGUGAGAAACAAAGGAGCUGUGCAAACAUUCAGAGUCGGGUCCAGAAGUCUUCCACUUUAUCCAUCAGUUAUCCUGUGUUUAGGAUUGUUGAAUGUGAUUCUGCUGUUAACUGCCAUUGCUAUUGGGAUUUACUGUGGCAAAGUCAAUCAAGAAUCGGAUCCCCACAACCACAAAACAGCACAAGGACUACUUAUAGAGGUGAAUGAACUUCAGAGAGCUCAAGGUGAAGCUGUCAAAGAUAAAGAAGUGUCUGAACAAGCAUUAGAGCAAGAACGCAGGAACGCCAAGCAACUUGAGCUGCAUUUAACACACAACAAAACCAACAGUGACCGCCUUCAGAGGCAGCUUGAGGUGCUACAUGUGGAGAAGGCAACAAUUCUGGCCAAUUCCUCUGAGUCCAAGAAAAGCUGCGGGCGAUGUCUUCCUGGGUGGAUAUUACUUAACACCACAUGCUACUUCUAUUCUACGUCAACCUCCCUUCCACAAAGAAAUUGGAUGGAGAGUAGAGCGGACUGUAUCAGUCGUGGUGCGGAUCUUGUUGUGAUUGAUAGCUGGGAGGAGCAGGUAAUUCUCUUUGAGUCCCUACCAAAACUUUCUCCAUAUGCACGGGCUCCUAGAUUUUGGAUUGGCCUCACAGAUCAUCAUGAAGAAGGCACAUGGUUGUGGGUAAAUAAUGCAACAGUGCUGGAUGGAGGGUAUUGGAUGGAAAAACAGAACCCUGGAAACAGUACGGACUGUGGAGCGUUCAUGAGGACUCAUGUGGACGAUCCAAGAAAGUCAUGGUUUGAUGAAUCGUGCCAAGAGACAAGGGCAUGGUUAUGUGAAAUUUGAUUCAGCUUCCAUGGCUGUGAUAUGCAAGAUCAGCUUGGGUUUGUGUCAGACAAUCAUCAUAUGAGAAAAGAUGGACCCCCAGUAAUCUUUCAUGGAACAAAAUGUAGUUAUUGUUUUGUGUGUUCAUUUCCUCAUGAAUAAAUAAUUUGAUUAUAAAAAUAACAAUUGUUGUG